Penicillium olsonii is the source of this 1665-nucleotide messenger RNA. NCBI's taxonomy places the organism in Eukaryota, Fungi, Ascomycota, Eurotiomycetes, Eurotiales, Aspergillaceae. The record is from the annotation of a GenBank genome assembly.
AUGCCUGAGUCCAAGGACGCGGAGGCACACGACGUUCAUAAUGAAGAGAAAGACCCCACUCAUGAAGCGGAUGAUAUAGCCGAUGCAAAGCUCCAAAAUGGCCUUACCGAAGAAGCUAUGGAUGCCGAGUUGCAGCAGCUUGAAAGCCAGCUGUACGAUCUUCCUGUAUCACGCUUUGACUUCUCUAUGGCAAGCCCGAAGAACUUCACCUACAUCCUCGUCGCGUUUGCGUCGAUGGGAGGUAUGCUAUCUGGUCUAGACCAGUCGCUCAUCAGUGGUGCAAAUCUCUUCUUGCCCAAAGACCUGCACCUCUCAUCUGCCGAUAACAGUCUUGUCAAUGCGGGCAUGCCGCUUGGCGCUGUGGCUGGUGCUCUCAUUCUUUCCCCGGCAAAUGAAUAUCUCGGUCGUCGCAUGGCUAUCAUCGUCUCUUGCAUCUUGUAUACAAUUGGGGCAGCGCUAGAGGCCGGCGCCAUCAACUUUGGAAUGAUCUUCGCAGGUCGGUUCAUUCUCGGGGCUGGUGUUGGUCUGGAGGGAGGCACUGUGCCCGUAUACGUUGCCGAGUGUGUCCCUCGCAAAAUUCGCGGAAACCUCGUUUCACUUUACCAGCUUAAUAUUGCCCUUGGUGAGGUUCUCGGAUACGCUGUGGCUGCCAUGUUCGUAAGCGUCCCUGGAAACUGGCGGUACAUCCUAGGCUCGUCGCUGGUCUUCUCCACCAUCCUGUUCAUUGGCAUGCUCUUCCUCCCGGAAAGUCCUCGAUUCCUAAUGCACAAGGGCCGCGAGAUCGAAGCCUAUGCAGCCUGGAAGAAGAUCCGAGGCUUCGACGACCACGAAGCAAAGGACGAGUUCCUCGGUAUGCGUCAGGCAGUCACUGCUGAGAGCGAAGAGCAAGCCGCGACGAAGAAGUAUGCAUGGAUGGACUUCUUUACUGUUCCGCGCGCCCGCCGCGCCAUGGUCUAUGCCAAUAUCAUGAUCUUCUUGGGCCAAUUCACCGGUGUCAACGCCGUCAUGUAUUACAUGUCCACGCUGAUGCAAGCCAUUGGCUUUGACGACAAAGAUGCCGUCUUCAUGUCCCUCGUCGGCGGUGGAUCGCUUCUCAUAGGCGCUAUUCCUGCCGUGCUAUACAUGGAGCGCUUUGGUCGUCGGUACUGGGCUAAUGUUAUGCUUCCCGGCUUCUUCGUUGGACUUGUCCUCGUCGGCGUGGGCUACACCAUCGAUGUGCACAAAUACCCGUCGGCUGCACAGGGUGUCUACCUCACCGGCAUCAUACUGUACAUGGGGUUCUUUGGCUCGUAUGCUUGUUUGACAUGGGUUGUGCCUUCGGAGGUUUUCCCGACGUACCUCCGAUCCUAUGGAAUGACCACCGCGGACGCGAAUCUUUUCUUGUGCUCGUUUAUCGUGACUUAUAAUUUCACGCGCAUGAUGGAGGCCAUGCAUCGCAUUGGCUUGACUCUUGGGUUUUAUGGGGGUAUCGCGAUUUUAGGAUGGAUUUAUCAGAUCAUCUUUAUGCCUGAGACGAAGAAUAAGUCGCUGGAGGAGAUUGAUGAGUUGUUCUCAUUGCCGACUGCGGUCAUUGUGAAGCGCAACAUCAAGCAAACUGCACAGAUUGCUGGAGAUUUGUCGAGACUGAGGCUGAAGAAGGUCUUUUCGCCCGAACCAUACAAAUAG